GUUUCCCCAAUCUUACAUUCAUAUCUGCUGCUUCAAUUGAUUUCUGUUAUCACCCACCAUGUCUUCCUUGAAAACUGCUGCUCAUUUGAACCAAACAAGCCAGUUCGCUGAAGCCAUUGACGUUCUUUAUCCAAUGCUCCAAGAAUCACCAUCUCACUACAAUGCAAUCAUCGAAAUCUCUUUGAGUUACCAAAGAUUACGAAAAUUUCAGGUAGCCUUGAACUAUGCUUUCAAGUCUCUUGAAAUUGCCAAAAAAAGGUCUCAAAGAAAAUUGAUUGCCCAGUCAUAUUUCAAAUUAGGAGUUCUCUUUUUCCUCUCAAAUCAAUAUUUAAACUCUCUCAAGUAUUUUACUUUUGCACAAUCUUACGACUAUCCAGACCAAGCAACUUUGGGUAUUUGGAUCAAGAAAUCUUCCAACAAAUUAGUCCAAUUAGAUAUUGACUUCGAGCUGUUAGAUUUAAAUGAAGAUCUGACCAAGUUGGAUUAUUUAAAUCACAAGAUCCUUCUUCCUGUUCCCAAAUCUUAUAAAGUCAGUGAAGCUUCUAAUGCUUCUGUUUCUGAGGCUUCUAUCUCUAAAGAAUUAAAUCCAUCAAAUCCACAAAGCCCAAAUGCUCCUGCUGUUUCAUCUACUUCUAACAUUUCAAACGUUGCUUCUGAAGAUUCUUCAAUUUUUAGCUCGAAUGACAAAAACAACACUCCAAAAAACAAUAUCCCCAAAAUUGAACCAAUUACUGAUUCUGAAGCUUCAACUUUAAAACCAGCUCCCGCAAGAAAACAAAACAUUCAAGUUAUUUCUGCGCCUCCAAAAGUCUCUAAACCUAUUAAAGCUCCUAUUUCUAGAGAAAUAACUUAUCCAAAAACUUUUAGAACUGAUUUUUUCCAAAAUGGAACUUUAAUUGAUGCUUCAGUUUUUAUUAAAUUUAUUCCAAAGGAAACUUUAGAAGUCACCUUUUCUGAAUCUUGUGUAGAGUUUUCUUUUAAAGAUUCUAAAUCAGAAAAACAAUUUUAUUACUCAAUUGAUCUUUCAAAGAAAAUUAUUCCUAAAGAAUCUUCCUACAAACUUUUCGGCUCAAAAUUGGAAUUAUUUUUAACUGCCGUUGAUGAUUCAAAAUGGUCUACAUUAGAACAAGUAGACAGCGAAGAUGAUCAAACUGAACACACCGAUAAGGAUGGUUCUUCCAAAGACUCGAUUCAUAACAUUCCUCAGGCAAUGAAAUACCCAAGUUCCUCAAAAUCCAAAACCGAUUGGGCAAAUAUAGAUAUUGGUGUUGAUGAAAAAGACCAAGAAGAUGAAAUGAGUUUUUUCAAGACUAUUUUCAAAGAUGCAUCUGACGAAACAAGAAGGGCAAUGAUGAAAAGUUAUGUUGAAAGUGGUGGUACUGCUCUUUCAACUAACUGGGAAGAAGUUUCAAAAAAAUCCUUCCCUGUUGAUCCUCCUUCUGGAAUGGUUGCUAAAAAAUGGUAGUUUUUUUUGUUUUUUU
Molecule: messenger RNA, 1481 nt
Organism: Ascoidea rubescens DSM 1968
Lineage: Eukaryota; Fungi; Ascomycota; Saccharomycetes; Ascoideales; Ascoideaceae
Gene: SGT1
Product: co-chaperone SGT1
Exons: 1
Coding region: 59-1465 (468 amino acids)
Biological process (GO): protein stabilization
Molecular function (GO): protein-folding chaperone binding
Source: RefSeq, a predicted model, not a curated record